Molecule: messenger RNA, 3071 nt
Organism: Drosophila albomicans
Lineage: Eukaryota; Metazoa; Arthropoda; Insecta; Diptera; Drosophilidae
Gene: Grik
Product: glutamate receptor ionotropic, kainate 2
Exons: 13
Coding region: 213-2948 (911 amino acids)
Biological process (GO): monoatomic ion transport; synaptic transmission, glutamatergic; modulation of chemical synaptic transmission
Cellular component (GO): plasma membrane; postsynaptic membrane
Molecular function (GO): transmitter-gated monoatomic ion channel activity involved in regulation of postsynaptic membrane potential; glutamate-gated receptor activity
Source: RefSeq, a predicted model, not a curated record
CUCAUAAAAGUGAAAAGAAGCAAGACUAUAAAAUUAGCUCGGGGCAUUAAAAUUGCAAAACGCGCAAAAACUUGGCAAUUAAAUCGCAAUAAUUGCAGUGUGUGUGCUUGGGAUUAAUUCCAGAACUGAUUAGUAAUUGCAUUUGAUUCGCUUAUUAUUGCAUUUGCAGUUGCUGCAGUGGCAUCAACAUCAGCAUCAGUAAAUCACCAGGGAUGGGGAAAAUAAGUAGAUCUCACUGGGGCAUCUCGUUGAUUUCGCUGUGCAUCGUUGUUGGUCAACUGAUGGACAGCUGUCGAACGGAACGAACGAAUGUGGGUCUCAUCUAUGAAAACACCAAUCCGGAUCUAGAGAAAAUCUUUCACUUGGCCAUCGACAAGGCGAACGAGGAGAAUGAGGAGCUCAAGCUGCAUGGCGUGGCUGUGGCGAUUGAGCCGAAUAAUGCCUUCGAGACAUCCAAGAAAUUGUGCAAAAUGCUGCGACAAAAUUUGGUAGCCGUAUUUGGACCAAGCACGAAUUUGGCCGCACGCCAUGCCAUGAGCAUAUGCGAUGCCAAGGAGCUGCCCUUUCUGGACACACGCUGGGAUUUUGCGGCCCAACUGCCCACCAUCAAUCUACAUCCGCAUCCGGCACAACUGGGCGUGGCUCUCAUGGAUUUGGUGAGCGCUCUGGGCUGGGAGAGUUUCACCAUCAUCUACGAGUCGGGUGAGUAUCUGGCGACAGUUAAUGAACUGCUGCAGAUGUACGGCACAACGGGACCGGCGAUAACGCUGCGACGCUAUGACCUCGAUCUCAAUGGCAACUAUCGCAAUGUGCUGCGACGUAUACGCAACGCAGAGGAUGAUUCAUUUGUGGUUGUGGGAUCGAUGGACACGUUGCCGGAGUUCUUUAAGCAGGCACAGCAGGUGGGAUUGAUGACCAGUGAUUAUCGGUACAUUAUUGGUAAUCUCGAUUGGCAUACCAUGGAUCUGGAACCAUAUCAGCAUGCGGAUGCCAACAUCACAGGCAUGCGUGUCGUCUCACCGCAAAACGAACAGGUGCUGGAGGUGGCCAAGGCGUUGUAUGCGAGCGAGGAGCCUUUUCAAAAUGUGUCAUGUCCUGUGACCAACAGCAUGGCCUUGAUCUACGAUGGCAUUCAGCUGCUGGCCGAGACCCAUAAACAUAUUAACUUCCGGCCCAUUCAGCUGAGCUGCGCCGACGACAGCACCUGGGACAAGGGCUACACGUUCGUCAACUACAUGAAGCAGUUGACGCUCAACGGCCUCACGGGCACCAUUCGGUUUGACAACGAGGGAUUGCGCACAGAUUUUCAGCUGGAGGUCAUUGAGUUGAGUGUGUCGGGCUUGCUGCCAAUUGGCCAAUGGAGCACCGAGAACGGCUUCGAAAUGAAUCGACCUGCUGCAGCGCAUACACUUGAACCGGAUAUGCGUUCGCUGAUGAACAAGAGCUUUGUGGUUGUCACGGCCAUUAGCGAACCCUAUGGCAUGCUCAAGGAGACGGCGGAGAAGCAGGAGGGCAAUGCACAAUUCGAAGGCUUCGGCAUUGAAUUGAUUGAUGAGCUGUCCAAGAAACUUGGCUUCACCUACACCUUCUAUCUGCAGCCGGACAAUAAAUACGGCGGCCUGGAUCCCAAAACGGGCGAAUGGAAUGGAAUGCUGCGCGAGAUAAUAGACAAUCGUGCUGACAUGGGCAUAACCGAUUUGACCAUGACAUCGGAACGUGAGAGCGGCGUGGACUUUACCAUUCCCUUUAUGAAUCUGGGCAUCGCAAUAUUGUUUCGCAAACCGAUGAAGGAGCCACCCAAGCUAUUCUCGUUCAUGUCCCCAUUCUCGGGCGAAGUUUGGCUCUGGCUGGGUCUGGCCUACAUGGGCGUAUCCAUCAGCAUGUUUAUACUGGGACGUUUAUCGCCAGCGGAAUGGGAUAAUCCAUAUCCGUGCAUUGAAGAGCCCACCGAACUGGAGAAUCAAUUUAGCUUUGCCAAUUGCCUCUGGUUCUCCAUUGGCGCUCUGCUGCAGCAAGGCUCUGAGCUGGCACCCAAGGCAUUCUCAACACGCGCCGUGGCCUCUUCUUGGUGGUUCUUCACACUGAUUUUGGUUUCCUCGUACACGGCAAAUUUGGCCGCUUUUCUCACAGUUGAAUCGUUGGUGACACCCAUCGAGGAUGCCGAUGACUUGUCACAGAAUAAAGGAGGCGUCAAUUAUGGCGCCAAAAUUGGUGGCAGCACUUUUACCUUUUUUAAAGAUGCUAAAUAUCCGACGUAUCAGAAGAUGUUCGAGUUUAUGGAUCAGAAUCCGCAGUACAUGACAAAUUCAAAUCAGGAGGGCGUCGAUCGUGUGGAGAACAGCAACUACGCCUUUCUCAUGGAGUCAACGACCAUUGAGUACAUCACCGAGCGACGCUGCACGCUGACCCAAGUGGGCACGCUGCUGGACGAGAAGGGCUACGGCAUUGCCAUGCGAAAGAACUGGCCCUAUCGCGAUGUGUUGAGUCAGGCCAUCUUGGAGAUGCAGGAACAGGGAUUGCUUACCAAAAUGAAGACCAAGUGGUGGAAGGAGAAGCGUGGCGGCGGCGCCUGUUCGGAUGCAGGCGACGAGGGUGGCGCAUUGGCCCUUGAGAUAAGCAAUCUGGGUGGCGUCUAUCUGGUGCUGGGUGUGGGCGCCUUCUUUGGCGUAUUCGUAUCGCUACUGGAGAUGCUGCUGGGCGUCAAGGAGCGCAGCAGUGAGAACAAGGUCAACUUUAAGGACGAACUGUUGGAUGAGCUGCGUUUCAUAAUGCAAUGUUCGGGGAAUACCAAGGCUGUCAAGUAUCCCAAGAAUUCGGGCAGCAGCUCAAGCUCAUCGGGCAGUGGCGACAAGUCAAAGGAAGGCUCUUCAAUGUCCGUGGACUCGCUACCCGAGGACCAAUCCGUUGUCGAUGUGGAGGCCGUCAAGGAGAAACGUGCCAAGAAGUAGAAGAAGCCUUCAUAGGAGAUUUAGUACAUUUAAUUUAGUACAUUUUGUUAUUGUUUGUGUGCCCUGCUAAUAAACUUUCUCGAAAGCUUUGAGCUUUUGUCAGCAAAGCUUUUGUCCAAUAUC